Ilyonectria robusta is the source of this 1533-nucleotide messenger RNA. RefSeq names its product major facilitator superfamily domain-containing protein. The record is from RefSeq and is a predicted model, not a curated record. NCBI's taxonomy places the organism in Eukaryota, Fungi, Ascomycota, Sordariomycetes, Hypocreales, Nectriaceae. Gene Ontology annotation, molecular function: transmembrane transporter activity. Bases 1 to 1533 code for a protein of 510 amino acids. Gene Ontology annotation, cellular component: membrane. Gene Ontology annotation, biological process: transmembrane transport. The transcript has 4 exons.
AUGGCCAUCUCCGACAAGGAACAGGUUGAUGACCGCUCCUCUGAGAGGGUCGAAGAUGCUGGCCCAGGCACCAUCCAUGAUGCCGCUGGCCAUGGCCAUGCAGCCACUGACAUUUAUGGCAACUCGACUGUCCAGUUCGAUCCCGCUGCUGAGAGUAGGCUGAGGUGGAAGUUGGAUCUGUACACGGUCCCAACUGUGGCCGUCCUCUAUCUGUUUUGCUUCAUCGAUCGUGCCAACAUCGGUAACGCACGCAUCGCUGGCCUCGACGAGGACCUCAACUUGCAAGGCUACGACUACAACAAGGUCCUCUCCGUCUUCUACAUUUCAUACAUCCUCUUCGAGAUUCCCGCCACCAUCAUGUGCAAGUGGAUAGGCCCUGGCUGGUUCCUACCUGCCACCUCGCUCCUCUUCGGUGCCGCCAGUAUUGCCACUGCCUUUGUUCAUACCCAGGCCGCUAUCUGCGGUGUCCGGUUUUUGCUGGGCAUCUUCGAGGCUGGUAUGCUUCCCGGCAUUGCCUAUUACCUGUCUCGAUGGUAUAAGCGUGCCGAAUUAACAUUCCGCCUAUCGCUGUACAUGGUCAUGGCCCCCUUGGCUGGAGCCUUCGGUGGUCUCCUGGCCAGUGCCAUCCUCAAGCUUGAUCACUUUGGUAGCCUCCACAACUGGCGCAUGAUCUUUGCCAUUGAGGGAAUCGUCACUGUCGGACUGAGCCUGGUUGCCUUUUUCUCUCUGACUGACCGUCCCGAAACGGCAUGGUGGUUGACUCAGGAGGAAAAGGAGCUCUGCAUUGCACGUGUCAAGUCGGAGCGUCUGGGUCAGACUGAAGUUGUCGACGGCAUUGACCGCACCAAGCUGAUCCGUGGCAUGUCCAACCCUCUUGUCGUCCAAAUCGCCGUCAUCUUCCUCUUCAACAACAUCACCGUCCAGGGCCUUGCCUUUUUCCUACCCACCAUUGUCGGCACAAUCUACCCCGAGUACACUGUUGUCCAGAAGCAGCUGCACAGCGUGCCCCCCUAUGCAGUCGGCGCCUUCUUCGCGGUUGCGUUCCCUGCCGUCAGUUGGUACUUGGACCGUCGCCAGAUUCUCAUUAUCCUUACCGCACCGAUGGUCAUGGUGGGCUAUUCCAUGUUCCUUGGGACAGAUGACGCGAAUGCCCGAUAUGCGGCGUGCUUCCUUAUUGCAAGCACAUGUACCGUUCUGGGAACGUUGACGAAUGCCCACAUCAGCGCCAACGUUGUUAGCGAUACUGCGCGUAGUAGUGCCAUUGGUCUGAAUGUCAUGUUUGGUAACGUCGGUGGUCUCAUCUCUACCUGGGCCUUCCCCGUGACCGAUGCUCCUAAGUACCGCAUCGGAAACGGUCUUAACCUGGGGUGUGCGACAGCGAUUCUGGUUGUUAGCACCUUCGGGUACUUCUGGAUGAACGCAGACAACAAGAAGCGAGAUGGACGGAAUGUGGAAGAAGAGUUGGCGGGAAUGAGCCCAGAGGAGGCGCGAGAGCUUGAUUGGAAGCACCCAGCCUUCAGGUGGCGACCUUAG